CCGGGGGCGGGGGCUGUGGGGAGGUGCGGCCCGGACGGUGGACGCGCGUCUGUGCGGCCUGCUCUGGGCCAUGUCCGUGUGAGGACGCCGCUGCCGUCACCCCCUCCUCUCGGGCCGGCCAGCCGAAACGCGCACCAUGGGCUCCAUCCUGAGUCGCCGCAUCGCGGGCGUGGAGGACAUCGACAUUCAGGCCAACUCGGCCUACCGCUAUCCCCCGAAGUCGGCAGGAAACUACUUUGCUUCGCACUUUUUCAUGGGAGGCGAGAAAUUUGACACCCCCCAUCCUGAAGGUUACCUCUUUGGGGAGAACAUGGAUCUGAACUUCCUGGGCAGUCGUCCAGUCCAGUUUCCCUAUGUCACCCCUGCCCCCCAUGAGCCAGUAAAGACCCUGAGGAGCCUGGUGAACAUCCGCAAAGACUCGCUCCGGCUUGUGAGGUACAAAGAUGAUGCAGACAGCCCUACAGAGGACGGUGAGAAGCCCCGUGUGCUCUACAGUUUGGAAUUCACCUUUGAUGCCGAUGCCCGUGUGGCUAUCACCAUUUAUUGUCAGGCAGCAGAGGAGCUCUUGAACGGCAUGGCAGUGUACAGCUGUAAGAAUCCUUCUCUGCAGUCUGAGACCGUCCACUACAAGAGGGGCGUUAGCCAGCAGUUCUCCCUGCCUUCUUUCAAGAUUGACUUCUCCGAGUGGAAGGAUGAUGAGCUGAACUUUGACCUGGAUCGGGGUGUGUUUCCAGUAGUCAUACAGGCGGUUGUGGACGAAGGAGAUGUUGUGGAAGUGACAGGCCAUGCUCAUGUGCUCUUGGCUGCCUUUGAGAAGCAUGUGGAUGGCAGUUUCUCUGUGAAGCCAUUAAAGCAGAAGCAAAUUGUGGAUCGUGUCAGCUACCUGUUGCAGGAGAUCUAUGGCAUCGAGAAUAAGAACAACCAAGAGACCAAGCCUUCUGAUGACGAGAACAGUGACAACAGCAGCGAAUGUGUGGUGUGCCUGUCAGACCUGAGGGACACGCUGAUCCUGCCCUGCCGCCAUCUGUGCCUCUGCACUUCCUGUGCUGACACGUUGCGGUACCAGGCCAACAACUGCCCCAUCUGCCGGCUGCCAUUCCGAGCUCUCCUGCAGAUCCGGGCUGUUCGGAAGAAGCCAGGGGCCCUGUCUCCCAUCUCUUUCAGUCCUGUCUUGGCCCAGAGUGUGGACCAUGAGGAGCACUCUUGUCCCUUUAAAAAAUCAAAGUCGCACCCUGCCUCCCUGGCCAGCAAGAAACCUAAAAGGGAAACAAGUUCUGACAGUGUCCCGCCUGGCUAUGAGCCCAUCUCCUUGCUUGAGGCACUCAAUGGUCUACGGGCUGUCUCCCCGGCUAUCCCAUCAGCCCCCCUCUAUGAGGAAAUCACCUACUCAGGCAUCUCGGAUGGUCUGUCCCAGGCCAGCUGUCCUCUCGCUGGACUCGAUCGAAUCAUAGAAAGUGGCCUACAGAAGGGCAAGCCACAGAGCAAGUCUCCAGACAGCACCCUACGGUCUCCAUCAUCCCCCAUCCAUGAGGAGGAUGAAGAGAAGCUAUUGGAGGACUCGGACACUCCUCUCCCACCAAGUGGUGUGGAGCUUGCACUGAGGGAGAGCAGCUCCCCUGAGAGUUUCGGAACAGAGGAGGUGGAUGAGCCGUCACUCAAGCAAGGGAGCCGAGUGCCCUCUAUUGAUGAUGUCCUGCAGGAUGGCAGCCCCCAGCACCAUGGUUGCAGCCAGCCAGUCCCUCCUGCCGACAUUUACCUACCAGCUCUACUGCCUGGUCCUGAAGGGGGAUCAUCUGUCCCAGUACAGAAGACAUGUAACUCACUGCCUAGGACUGAAGGAUCCCUAGCCUUCUAUGAGGUCACAUCUACUAUACCUGCCAAUGGCAUGUACCUGGCUACAAGGAUGGUCCACCUCCAUGGAGACGCCACACAGCCUCGGCACCACCAGCUCCCCCUGGCCUCUGCUGAGUGGCUCUAGUUCUGAGCCUGGAGCUACUGAGCUGACCCCACUCUGAGAGCCUGGUUCAGCUGGCAGCACAGAGCCCUCAGUAUCCCCAAAAUUGCCAGGAGGCUUCCCCGGAGCCCAGUGAGACCCUGGCCUCUCCUGUCUGCACACCUGAUGUGGCCACUGGGCUUUGAGAGGCCAUAGUGAACCUUUAUCAAAUUGCACAGUGGACUACUCUUCCACACACCCUCCUUUUCUAUGGUCUAUAUAUUUGUAAUUGGUACAAGAUGAAGGACGGCAGCUUUCUCCAUGGGCCAUAGGCCCUAGAGGGGCUCCCAACUGCCAAGGUUGAUGCUCUGAGCACUUAGCAAACCAGCAGAAGAGAAUCUACCCAUGGAGUGAAGUGUCAUCCUCACAGAUGUUCUGGAAGGUGGACAACCCAGGUUACAGUUGAUGAAGGAAACAGUGCCUGUCUACCUGUCCUGUGUGUCCUCCAAAGCAGCCAGGCUGUCGCUGCUGUUCCCACCUUUUAUGUCCUGUCCAUGGGUGAGCCUCCCUAGAACCUCCAGGCCCCCUCCUGCUCUGCUCUUCAACCUAUUAGUGACGUCUGGCAGCUGGGGCAGCUGUGGGCAAGACUAGGAAGUCGAUAUGUGAACAGCACAGCCAUUUGCAUUGGUUGGUAUCCAGUACCCUCACUCAGUCCCUCACAUGCCUCCAAGAUGGAGAUGUUCAUGCUCGCAGGACAGCACUGCCCACCCUCUUGCCAGGGAAGAGCCUGAUCAGCUCCCAUAACAGACCCAGUGGUGGGUACAUGUCCCUUUGCGUUUCUCAUUGGUUAAUUGUCUAAGGCUUCUCUCAGAGUCCACCUAUGAGCAGAGUCCCAGUGAUACUUUGUCUUUAAGGCAAAAGGCCCAUGGGUGGCCCCUGGGCAGAGGUGCCUAGGCAGUGAGGCUGCCCUGCCACUUACCUAGGUGACAACCUGUAGCAAUGCAUGGAGCCCCCUUUUAGGCUCAGGGUUGCUUGAGCUCUGGCUCUAGCUCUGCCCCUUUCUGGCAGUGGCUGGCCUGGUCUCUGUAAGCCUGUAGCAGAGCCUUGCCUGCACAUCCAUCUGCCCCCUGCUGAACGCACACAUAUGCACACUUCAGCAUGUGCAUGCCCACCCGCCCCUCACCUGCCAACUCCCUGGCCUCUGGCCAUGGUACUGGUGCCAGUACUUUGAAAGAUGGGAUGCAGACUACACACUCACGUGUCUCAGAUUCACAUGUGCUAUCAUUUGAUGUACUCUGAUUGGCUAGGUUUUGGUUUUUACUGUAUAUUUAUAGUAAUAAAAUCAUGCAGCAAUA
Molecule: messenger RNA, 3288 nt
Organism: Mesocricetus auratus (golden hamster)
Lineage: Eukaryota; Metazoa; Chordata; Mammalia; Rodentia; Cricetidae
Gene: Mgrn1
Product: mahogunin ring finger 1
Exons: 18
Coding region: 137-1978 (613 amino acids)
Biological process (GO): endosome to lysosome transport; protein ubiquitination; negative regulation of G protein-coupled receptor signaling pathway
Cellular component (GO): cytoplasm; plasma membrane; nucleus
Molecular function (GO): ubiquitin protein ligase activity
Source: RefSeq, a predicted model, not a curated record